Molecule: messenger RNA, 957 nt
Organism: Rotaria sp. Silwood2
Lineage: Eukaryota; Metazoa; Rotifera; Eurotatoria; Philodinida; Philodinidae
Source: the annotation of a GenBank genome assembly
AUGUCGAAUACAACAAUGAUAUCAACAACAGCUAUAACUCUCAAUUUUAUUUCAUUAAUUGGAAUUAUAUUUAUGGGUCUCAUAUGUAUAUUCAUGCUUAGUAUGCUCGUGCCAUCAAUUAUACGCAAGCAUGAUUUAGUUUUAAUUUUGGUUGCUAAUAAUUAUUUAGGAUUAUUAGCUUUUGCACUUGCAAUCAUGCCAAUCAAUAUUGAUAUGGUUCGAGGUGAUUAUAAUUUGUCCAGUGGUACGGAAACAUUUAGUUGUCGUAUUAAAACAUAUAUAAUGCUUUCAUUUGUGGCUGCCAUUUUUAAUAGCUUUCUCUUACAGGCUGCCCUUCGUUUCUUUCGUGUGGUCUAUCCUUCUUACGUAUGGCUACAACGUGGUGGUACUUAUGCUGUGAUUAUUCCAAUUUUGUGGCUCAUCUCAUUUAUUUCUAUUAUACCGAUUCAUGUUUGGCACGAUAUACAAUAUAUACCUAGGGAAAAUACUUGCCUUAUAGCUAUUCAUAGUGCUCGUGGACUCAUUUGGUCUAAUGCAAUUGUUUAUGGUAUACCAGUUAUUUUCAUCACUAUUAUUUAUAUACAGCUGACACGUUUUAUUCGUCAAUCCUCUAAAAUUGCUUCAACACGAGCUAAACGUGAUGUAAUUGUAAUACGGCGAAUUAUGCUUGUCGUAUGUAUAUUAAUGCUGAUGGGUAUUCCUUCUAUGGUGUUGAGACUAAUGUUACCAUUUACUGAUGUAGGAAAACCAUUGUUCUAUCGCAUUCAAAAUAUGGCGAUAGUCGCUGGUUCGACCGUUCUUAGUUUUAUGCUCGUUUAUGUUACUCCACAAGUGAAAGUACUUAUCGGUAUUGAAAAGACAAUUACAGUAACACCUACAAACACACAAGAACACUGUCUUUUAUCUACGAAAUCAUCAAAUAUUAGCACUACGGACCAGGAACAAUUAUCAAAAUGA